Messenger RNA from Psammomys obesus (fat sand rat), 4385 nucleotides. It is a transcript of the gene Klb, whose product is annotated as klotho beta. NCBI's taxonomy places the organism in Eukaryota, Metazoa, Chordata, Mammalia, Rodentia, Muridae. The record is from RefSeq and is a predicted model, not a curated record. Gene Ontology annotation, biological process: fibroblast growth factor receptor signaling pathway; carbohydrate metabolic process. Gene Ontology annotation, molecular function: fibroblast growth factor receptor binding; hydrolase activity, hydrolyzing O-glycosyl compounds; fibroblast growth factor binding. The coding region runs from base 101 to 3145 and encodes 1014 amino acids. The transcript has 5 exons.
CAGUCAGUGGCAAGUGAAGACAGGCUGUGCGGCAGGGUCUCCAGGGAAUGAAUGGAUUUUCUCCAGCUCUGAUGAAAGAAACACACGCUCUAGGAAAACAAUGUCCAACAGGGCACUGCGAAGAUCUGUCCUGCUGUCAGCGUUUGUUCUGCUGCGAGCCGUUACCGGACUCUCUGGAGACGGGAAAGCCAUGUGGGUUAAAAAACAUUACGUGAGUCCGGUAAAUGCAAGUCAGCUGUUCCUCUAUGACACUUUCCCUAAAAACUUUUUCUGGGGCGUCGGGACCGGAGCGUUUCAGGUGGAGGGGAGUCGGCAGACAGAUGGAAGAGGACCCUCGAUCUGGGAUCGUUUCGUCCACGCACGCCUGAAGGGUGUCAACAGCACGGAGAGAUCCGCUGACAGUUACGUUUUUCUGGAAAAAGACUUGACGGCUCUGGAUUUUUUGGGAGUUUCUUUUUAUCAGUUCUCAAUCUCCUGGCCACGGCUGUUCCCCAGUGGAACGGUAGGAGCGGUGAACAAGAAAGGUCUCCAGCACUACAAUGUGCUUCUGGACGCUCUGCUACUCCGGGGUAUUGAGCCAGUCGUUACCUUAUACCACUGGGACUUGCCUUUGGCGCUACAGGAGGAAUAUGGGGGCUGGAAAAAUGCGACUAUGGUAGAUCUCUUCAAUGACUAUGCCACGUUCUGCUUCCAGACCUUUGGAGACCGUGUCAAGUACUGGAUUACAAUUCACAACCCUUACCUUGUUGCUUGGAAUGGGUUUGGCACAGGUAUGCAUGCGCCAGGAGAGAAGGGAAAUUUAGCAGCUGUCUACACUGUGGGACACAACCUGAUCAAGGCUCAUUCAAAAGUGUGGCAUAACUACAACAAAAACUUUCGCCCUCAUCAGAAAGGCUGGCUGUCCAUCACCUUGGGGUCCCACUGGAUAGAACCAAACAGAACAGAAAACAUGGAGGAUGUAAUCAACUGCCAACACUCCAUGUCUUCUGUGCUUGGCUGGUUUGCCAACCCCAUCCAUGGGGAUGGCGAAUACCCUGAGGUCGUGAAGACAAGAUCCAUCGCACCUGUGUUUUCUGAGGCAGAGAAGGAGGAGGUGAGAGGCACAGCUGACUUCUUCGCCUUUUCCUUCGGGCCCAACAACUUCAGGCCCCCGAACACCGUGAUGAAAAUGGGACAGAAUGUAUCACUCAACUUAAGACAGGUGCUGAAUUGGAUUAAACUAGAAUAUGACAACCCUCGUAUCUUGAUUUCGGAGAACGGCUGGUUCACAGAUAGUUAUAUAAAGACAGAGGACACCACGGCCAUCUACAUGAUGAAGAAUUUCCUCAACCAGGUUCUGCAAGCAAUUAAGUUUGAUGAGGUACGAGUUUUUGGUUAUACAGCCUGGACUCUCCUGGACGGCUUUGAAUGGCAGGAUGCCUACACUACUCGACGCGGGCUGUUUUAUGUGGAUUUUAACAGCGAGCAGAAAGAAAGGAAGCCCAAGUCCUCGGCACAUUACUACAAACAGAUCAUACGGGAAAACGGUUUCCCUUCGAAAGAGUCCACGCCAGACAUGCAGGGCCAGUUUCCCUGUGACUUCUCCUGGGGAGUCACUGAGUCUGUUCUUAAGCCGGAGUUUAUGGUUUCCUCACCACAGUUUACUGAUCCUCACCUGUAUGUGUGGAAUGCCACUGGCAACAGAUUGCUACACCCAGUGGAAGGGGUAAGGCUAAAAACAAGACCAUCUGAAUGCACAGAUUAUGUGAGCAUCAAAAAACGAGUUGACAUGUUGGUAAAAAUGAAAGUCACCCAUUACCAGUUCGCUCUGGACUGGACCGCUAUCCUUCCCACCGGCAAUGUGUCUAAAGUUAACAGACAAGUGCUAAGGUACUAUAGGUGUGUGGUGAGCGAAGGGCUGAAGCUGGGCGUCUCCCCCAUGGUGACCCUGUACCACCCGACCCACCCCCAUCUAGGCCUCCCCAUGCCGCUUCUGAGCAGUGGGGGAUGGCUAAACUCAUAUACCACCAAGGCCUUCCAGGGCUACGCAGCGCUGUGCUUCCAGGAGCUGGGGGACUUGGUGAAGCUCUGGAUCACCAUCAACGAGCCCAAUAGACUGAGUGACAUGUACAACCGCACGAGUAAUGACACCUACCGUGCAGCCCACAACCUGAUGAUUGCCCAUGCCCAGGUCUGGCACCUCUAUGACAGGCAGUAUAGGCCAGUCCAGCGUGGGGCUGUGUCGCUGUCCCUACAUUCCGACUGGGCGGAACCUGCCAACCCCUAUGUGGAUUCACACUGGAAGGCAGCUGAGCGCUUCCUCCAGUUUGAGAUCGCCUGGUUUGCAGAUCCACUCUUCAAGACUGGUGACUACCCGUUGGCCAUGAAGGAGUACAUUGCCUCCAAGAACCAUCGAGGGCUGUCCAGCUCAGUCCUGCCCCGCUUCACCUCGAAGGAGAGCAGGCUGGUGAAGGGCACCAUCGACUUCUACGCACUGAACCACUUCACUACUAGGUUCGUGAUACACAAGCCCCUGAAUGGCAACUACUCUGCCGCAGACAGGGACAUCCAGUUCCUGCAGGACAUCACUCGCCUGAGCUCCCCCGGUCGCCUGGCGGUAACGCCUUGGGGAGCGCGCAAGCUGCUUGGGUGGAUCCGGAGGAACUACGGGGACAUGGACAUCUAUAUCACAGCCAACGGCAUUGAUGAUCUGGCUCUGGAGAAUGAUCAGAUCCGAAAGUACUACUUGGAGAAAUACAUCCAGGAGGCCCUGAAAGCAUACCUUAUUGACAAGGUCAAAAUCAAAGGCUAUUAUGCAUUCAAACUGACUGAAGAGAAGUCUAAGCCUAGAUUUGGAUUUUUCACAUCUGACUUCAAAGCUAAGUCCUCUGUGCAGCUUUAUAGCAAGCUGAUCAGCAGCAGUGGCUUCCCCCCUGAGAACAGCAGUUCUGCAUGCCGUCAGCCUCCAGAAGACACAGAGUGUGCCAUCUGCUCGUUUCUAGAGCAGAAGAGGGCACUAGUCUUCUUCGGUUGUUGCUUCAUCUCCACUCUGGCUCUACUGCUAUCAAUCACCAUCUUUCAUCAUCGAAAGAGAAGAACAUUUCGGAAAGCAAGGAACUUACAAACUAUACCUUUAAAGAAAGGCCAAAGCAGAGUUCUUAACUAACCCAUUGUUUCUGUCAUAAAGAGUCACUCCAGUUCCACAUACUGGUAAUGUACAAUCUGAGAGACAGCUGUAACUAAGGUGAUGACAAUCGAUGCCUUUGCAGUGUGGUUCAAAUCAUUCCCUUAGGGACUGACAAUCAGUGACUUUAGUUCUGUGAGCUGAAGGUUUCAUCCUGACUGUCACUGCGGGCAUGACCCCAAACACUGCUUCAGGAAGUGUAAAACGCUGUUUCACAUAAUUUUUCUCUAGCUUUCUUCUGUAAAUAGCAAUCACUAUUCACGGUAAAGGAAUUGAUUUUAAAAGAUGAAAUUUUGUUGUUUUAGACUUCAUAGUUUAAAGCUAUUUUUUGUUGCUGUUGUUUUGAGACAGGAUUUAUUAUGUAGCUCUGGCUGUCCUGGAAUUCACUAUGUAGACCAGGCUGGCCUUGAACUCACAAAGAUCCACCUGCCUCCGUCUUUUGAGUGCCGCGAUUAAAGGUGUGCAUCCCCAUGUCUGGCUAAAACUAUUCUUUAAACUGGACAGUUAGUGACAUACUCUGUCACUUCUAUCAAGGUGCUCUCUAUUUCGGUUAGGGCAGGCCUCAGACAGAAUGUAGAGACACAACAGGAUUUCACAUCAUGAUUUACACAAGUGGAUUUACAUCAUGGAUAUAGGCAGUUAAAGCAUAGGAUUUAAAACACACCAAGUUUAGCUUGCCUUAAAAAAAAAAAAAAAUCAAGCACUUCUUAAACAUCCAAACUUUUGAGCUCUUACUGGACUUCUGAUUUUUUUUUUUUUGGGGGGGGGGGUUCAAGACAGGGUUUCUCUAUAUAGCCUUAGAGCCCACAGGUCGUCCAGGAACUUACUCUGUAGACCAGGCUAAUCUUAAACUCGGAGAACCACCUACAUUUGCCUACCUUAAAGCCAUGUGCCACCUUACCCAGCUUGGACUUCUGAUUUUUUUUUGUUUUCGGAGACAGGUUUUCACUGUGUAAUCAAGUCCUGCCUGUCCUGGACUCACUUUGUAGACAAGGCUGGUCUCAAACUCAGAGGCAAGAUCUGCUUGCCUCUGCCUCCUCUGUGCUGGGCUUAAAGGUGUGCCCCACCACUGCUUGGCGGGCUUCUGAACUCAUGUAGAGGGAAGAUGACAGGAUGAAGGGUAACUAGACCAGGUAUCUGCGAAGAAAGUUCACGUUGUAGCUUUUCCUGUAGCUUUACAGUACAGCAAUUCCCAUUUUAAAAUAAACUGGCUUUACUCUUA